Molecule: messenger RNA, 3204 nt
Organism: Closterium sp. NIES-65
Lineage: Eukaryota; Viridiplantae; Streptophyta; Zygnematophyceae; Desmidiales; Closteriaceae
Source: the annotation of a GenBank genome assembly
AUGAAUACAUGUGACCAUGGAUUGACCGCGCCUUCCCUCCCGCCUCCCUUCCCGUCUCGCCCACGUCUCACCCUACUUAUUCUCCCCCCACUCCCUCUUUUCCCUCCCUCCAAUAAUCGGCGCCCUUCCCCCCCUUCCCUGCUUUCGCCCAUCCCGUGCCCUGCUUCCCCCCAUCCUCUUCAUUCUUUCCCUUAUCCCCAGCCCUGCUUCCCCCCAUCCCCUUCCCUGCUUCCCCCCAUCCCCUUCCCUGCUUCCCCCCAUCCCCUUCCCUGCUUCCCUCCAUCCACUUCCCUGCUUCCCCCCAUCCCCUUCCCUGCUUCACCCCAUCCCCUUCCCUGCUUCCCCCCAUCCCGUGCCCUGCUUCCCCCCAUCCCCUUCCCUGCGUCCCUCCGAAGUCUCACUCUUUCCCCUUAUCCCAAGCCCUGCUUCCCCCCAUCCGCAUUUCUGCCUCUUUCCCGCCUCCCCGUCCGUGCUUUCCCAUGUCCCCUUCCCUGCUUCCCCCCAUCCCCCUCCCUGCUUCCCCACAUCCCCUGCCCUGCAUCCCCCCAUCCCCUGCCCUGCUUCCCCCCAUCUCAUUCCAUGCUUCCCCCCAUCCCCCUCACUGCUUCCCCCCAUCCCCCUCCCUGCUUCCCCCCAUCCCGUGCCCUGCUCCAACCCAUCCCCUUCCCUGCUGCUCCAAUGUCCCCUUCCCUGCUUCCCCAUGUCCCCUUCCCUGCUUCCCCAUGUCCCCUUCCCUGCUUCCCAAUAUCCCCUUCCCUGCUUCCCCAUGUCCCAUUCCCUGCUUCCCAAUAUCCCCUUCCCUGCUUCCCCAUGUCCCAUUCCCUGCUUCCCAAUAUCCCCUUCCCUGCUUCCCCAUGUCCCCUUCCCUGCUUCCCAAUAUCCCCUUCCCUGCUUCCCUCUGUCCCCUUCCCUGCUUCCCUCUGUCCCCUUCCCCCUUUCCCAAUGUCCCCUUCUCUGCUACCCCAUGUCCCCUUCCCCCCUUCCCAUGUGUGGGUGUCUACGUGUUCCAUUCAGGCCAAUGCACUCCCCCCACCUCCUUCUAUCUGCAUCCCCUCACAUCGCCCUCCCCAUCCCCCUCCCCGCCACCAGGCGCGCGCCCUGCUAGCAUGCCAUCGGGAGGGGCAUAUCCGUGGCACCUCUGUGGCGCGCACAUCGCCCUGUGAUGCUGGCUACUACACCGCACAUCACCGUCAGCUGCUAUCCAUUGAUGGUGGGUGGGUGGGUGGGUGGUGUGCAUGUCUAUGCCCACUCUUGUCCAUGUGCAUGCUUUUCCAUGUGCCUGCUUGUUUGCUUAAUCUCACUGCCAUGCUUGCCCUCAUUGCCAUGCUUGCCCUCACUGCCAUGCUUGCCCUCACUGCCAUGCUUGCCCUCACUGCCAUGCUUGCCCUCACUGCCAUGCUUGCCCUCACUGCCAUGCUUGCCCUCACUGCCAUGCUUGCCCUCACUGCCAUGCUUGCCCUCACUGUGCCCUCACUGCCAUGCUUGCCCUCACUGCCAUGCUUGCCCUCACUGCCAUGCUUGCCCUCACUGCCAUGCUUGCCCUCACUGCCAUGCUUGCCCUCAUUGCCAUGCUUGCCCUCACUGCCAUGCUUGCACCUUGCACCUCAUAUUGCAGCAGCAUCUCCUCCCAUGGCAGGUGCUGAGUUGGAGGGGAUGCAGGCGAAGACGGAGGUGGAGGUGUACCUGCUGCUGCUGGACGACCAGCUCGACGCCCUCGAGAGUUCCCCGAGCUGCUCACCGCCAUGCGCACUGCGCUGGGCUGCCGCUGGCACCCGACGAGUACCUGGCGCGGCGGUGCAUCAUCCCAUCGCCCCGGAGCUUCUAGGGGCUAAACAGGGGCAGGAGCAACGCGCGCCCCACGGCGGACAGCAGCAGCAACAAGACGCUGUCCACCUGCGCCUCACGUUUCCCCCACUCUCUUGUACCUCUCACAUCCACCUCACGUUUCCCCUCCUCUCUUCUUUCAUUCGCAUGCGCCUCACGUUUGAUCUCCGAGUUUCUUCCUCUCGCAUGCGCCUCGCGUUCCCCCCCCUCUCUGCUUCCCCUCGCACGAGCCUCACCUUUCCCCUCCUCUUUUCUUACUCUCGCACGCGCAUCACGUUUCCGCUCAACAUCUCUCCCCCUCUCAUGCGCCUCACAUUUCCCCUUCUCUCUUCCUCCUCUCUCAUGCGCCUGACGCAUGCGCCUCACAUUUCCCCUUCUCUCUUCCUCCUCUCUCAUGCGCCUGACGUUUCCCCUCCUCUCUUCAUCCUCUCUCAUACGCCUGACGUUUCCCCCCCUCUCCCCUUCCUCAGGCAUGCGCCUCACAUUUCCCCUCCUCUCUUCAUCCUCUCUCAUGCGCCUGACGUUUCCCCCCCUCUCCCCUUCCUCAGGCAUGCGCCUCACAUUUCCCCUUCUCUCUUCCUCCUCUCUCAUGCGCCUGACGUUUCCCCUCCUCUCUUCAUCCUCUCUCAUACGCCUGACGUUUCCCCCCCUCUCCCCUUCCUCAGGCAUGCGCCUCACAUUUCCCCUUCUCUCUUCCUCCUCUCUCAUGCGCCUGACGUUUCCCCUCCUCUCUUCAUCCUCUCUCAUACGCCUGACGUUUCCCCCUCUCUCCCCUUCCUCAGGCAUGCGCCUCACAUUUCCCCUCCUCUCUUCAUCCUCUCUCAUGCGCCUGACGUUUCCCCCCCUCUCCCCUUCCUCAGGCAUGCGCCUCACAUUUCCCCUUCUCUCUUCCUCCUCUCUCAUGCGCCUGACGUUUCCCCUCCUCUCUUCAUCCUCUCUCAUACGCCUGACGUUUCCCCCCCUCUCCCCUUCCUCAGGCAUGCGCCUCACAUUUCCCCUUCUCUCUUCCUCCUCUCUCAUGCGCCUGACGUUUCCCCUCCUCUCUUCAUCCUCUCUCAUACGCCUGACAUUUCCCCCCCUCUCCCCUUCCUCAGGCAUGCGCCUCACAUUUCCCCUUCUCUCUUCCUCCUCUCUCAUGCGCCUGACGUUUCCCCUCCUCUCUUCAUCCUCUCUCAUACGCCUGACGUUUCCCCCCCUCUCCCCUUACUCAGGCAUGCGCCUCACAUUUCCCCUUCUCUCUUCUUCCUCUCUCAUGCGUCUGACGUUUCCCCUCCUCUCCUUUUCCUCUCACAUGCGCCGUCCGGUUACUCGUCCUCUCGUCCUCCUCUUUACUGCGCCUCACGUUUCCCCUCCUCUCUUCCUCCUCUCUCAUGCGCCUGA